AUGGCAAACAUAAAUGACUACAAGGCAUUAAUGACGGUGUCUUAUAAAGCCACAGAGGUGUCGCUGCGCGAAAUAAUCGCCCUCGAUCCGGCAUCGGCAUUAGUAUGCCUGGCGUGGACGCACGCCCGCACACAUGCUGACGAGCGAGCACGCAGUCACGCGAACGCAUCGGUUUACGACCCGAUGCGGCGGAUUCGUGAAAACGAUAAACACGGAUUAGAUGUUAAAAUUCAUAAGCCGACAUUACACCGAAGGCACUUACACCCCGCCAUUGCCACGCAAUUGAAGGACCCCAGUUCAAAUCUUGGUGCGAUGCAG
This is a messenger RNA of Iphiclides podalirius (scarce swallowtail), 318 nucleotides long. The record is from the annotation of a GenBank genome assembly. Lineage: Eukaryota; Metazoa; Arthropoda; Insecta; Lepidoptera; Papilionidae.